Tupaia belangeri chinensis (Chinese tree shrew) is the source of this 4475-nucleotide messenger RNA. RefSeq names its product synaptojanin 2 (gene SYNJ2). Gene Ontology annotation, cellular component: perinuclear region of cytoplasm; presynapse. Gene Ontology annotation, molecular function: phosphatidylinositol-4,5-bisphosphate 5-phosphatase activity; SH3 domain binding; RNA binding. The record is from RefSeq and is a predicted model, not a curated record. Gene Ontology annotation, biological process: synaptic vesicle endocytosis; phosphatidylinositol dephosphorylation. Lineage: Eukaryota; Metazoa; Chordata; Mammalia; Scandentia; Tupaiidae.
CUCCCGAGGAGAAGGAAGUCAUUAAGGGACAGUAUGGCAAGCUCACGGACGCGUACGGCUGCUUGGGAGAGCUCAGGCUGAAGUCUGGUGGCACUUCCCUCAGUUUCUUGGUGCUGGUGACAGGCUGCACGUCCGUGGGCAGAAUUCCCGAGGCUGAGAUCUACAAGAUCACAGCCAUCGAGUUCUACCCGCUCCAGGAGGCCAGGGAGGAGGAGCGCCUCGCCGCCCUGAGGAAGACGCUCAGCUCGGGGGCCUUCUACUUCGCGUGGCCCAGCGACGGCUCUCGCUUCGACCUGACUGUCCGGAGGCAGAAGCAGGAUGAUGACAGCGCUGAGUGGGGAAACCCCUUCUUCUGGAACCAGCUGUGGCACGUGCCCCUGAGGCAGCACCAGGUGAGCUGCUGUGACUGGCUGCUGAAGGUCAUCUGCGGGGUAGUAGCCAUCCGCACAGUGUACGCCUCGCACAAGCAGGCCAAGGCCUGCCUCAUCUCUCGCAUCAGCUGCGAGCGCGCCGGCGCUCGCUUCCACACCCGCGGCGUCGACGACGAUGGCCAUGUGUCCAACUUCGUGGAGACAGAGCAGACGGUUUACAUGGAUGAUGGCGUGUCGUCCUUCGUCCAGAUCCGGGGCUCCGUUCCGCUGUUCUGGGAGCAGCCAGGGCUUCAGGUUGGCUCCCAUCAUCUGAGACUCCACCGAGGCCUGGAAGCCAACGCCCCUGCUUUUGACAGGCACAUGGUGCUUCUGAAGGAGCAGUACGGGAAGCAGGUGGUGGUGAACCUGCUGGGAAGCCGCGGAGGUGAGGACGUGCUCAACAGAGCUUUCAAGAAGUUGCUCUGGGCUUCUUGCCACGCCAGCGACACGCCUAUGAUAAAUUUCGACUUUCAUCAGUUUGCCAAAGGCGGGAAGCUCGGGAAAUUGGAGAACCUGCUGAGGCCCCAGCUAAAGCUGCACUGGGACGACUUUGACGUGUUCACGAGGGGGGAGAGUGUGAGUCCACGCUGGCAGAAAGGCACUUUGCGGAUGAACUGUCUCGACUGCCUGGCCCGAACCAACACCGUGCAGCGCUUCAUCGCGCUUGAGGUCCUUCAGCUGCAGCUCGAGAGCCUGGGGCUCAAUUCCAAACCCAUCGUCGACCGCUUCGUGGAGGCCUUCAAAGCCAUGUGGUCCCUGAACGGACACAGUCUGAGCAAAGUCUUCACGGGCAGCCGGGCCCUGGAAGGGAAGGCCAAGGUGGGGAAGCUGAAGGACGGAGCCCGCUCGGUGUCCCGCACCAUCCAGUCCAACUUCUUCGAUGGAGUGAAGCAGGAGGCCAUCAGACUGCUGCUGGUUGGGGACGUCUAUGAUGAGGAAUCCACAGACAAGGGGAGGAUGCUCCUGGACAACACAGCCCUUCUGGUGACUCCCAGGAUCCUGAAAGCUAUGACCGAGCGCCAGUCGGAAUUCACCACUUUCAAGCGGAUCCGCAUAGCCACGGGGACCUGGAACGUGAAUGGGGGGAAGCAGUUCAGGAGCAACCUCCUUGGGACGGCGGAGCUGGCAGACUGGCUGCUCGACUCGCCCAAGCUCUCAGGGGCUGCCGAUUCCCAGGACAGCAGCCCGGCUGACAUAUUUGCUGUGGGGUUUGAGGAGAUGGUGGAGCUGAGCGCAGGGAAUAUUGUCAACGCCAGCACCACCAACAGGAAGAUGUGGGGUGAGCAGCUGCAGAAAGCCAUCUCACGCUCUCAUAGGUACAUCCUCUUGACUUCGGCGCAGCUGGUGGGCGUCUGUCUCUAUAUCUUUGUACGUCCGUACCAUGUCCCGUUCAUCAGGGAUGUGGCCAUCGACACGGUGAAGACAGGCAUGGGAGGCAAGGCGGGGAACAAAGGCGCCGUGGGCAUCCGCUUCCAGUUCCACGGCACCAGCUUCUGCUUCAUCUGCAGCCACCUGACAGCCGGGCAGUCGCAGGUGAAAGAGCGGAACGAGGACUACAGGGAGAUCACGCAGAGGCUCAGCUUCCCCACGGGGAGAAGCGUUUUUUCGCACGAUUAUGUGUUUUGGUGUGGCGACUUCAACUACCGCAUCGAUCUUACUUACGAAGAGGUCUUCUAUUUUGUAAAACGUCAAGACUGGAAGAAACUUCUGGAAUUCGAUCAGCUACAGCUACAGAAAUCAAGUGGAAAAAUUUUUAAAGACUUCCAUGAAGGGACCAUCAACUUCGGACCCACCUACAAGUAUGACGUUGGCUCGGCCGCCUACGAUACAAGUGACAAAUGCCGCACCCCGGCCUGGACAGACAGGGUGCUGUGGUGGAGGAAGAAGCGUCCUUUCGAUAGAACGGCUGGAGAACUCAACCUUCUGGACAAUGAUCUGGGUGCGGACACCAAAGUCAGACACACCUGGUCUCCUGGUGUCCUCAGGUACUACGGCCGGGCGGAGCUCCAAGCAUCUGAUCACAGGCCUGUGCUGGCGAUCGUGGAGGUGGAAGUACAGGAAGUCGACAUGAGUGCUCGGGACAGGGUGUUCCAGGAAGUGUCCUCUUUCCAGGGCCCCCUGGACGCCACCGUGGUGGUGAACCUCCAGUCGCCAACCUUAGAAGAGAAAAACGAGUUUCCCGAGGACCUGCGCACGGAACUCAUGCAGACCUUGGGGAGUUACGGGACGAUCGUGCUCGUCAGGAUCAACCAAGGCCAGAUGCUGGUGACGUUCGCAGACAGUCACUCGGCCCUCAGUGUCCUGGAUGUGGACGGUAUGAAGGUGAAAGGCAGAGCAGUGAAGAUUCGUCCCAAGACAAAGGACUGGCUGAAAGGCUUGCGAGAAGAGCUCAUUCGAAAACGGGACAGCACGGCCCCCGUGUCCCCCACCGCCAACUCCUGUCUGCUGGAGGAGAACUUCGACUUCACAAGCUUGGACUAUGAGUCAGAAGGGGAUGUUCUUGAGGACGAUGAAGACUAUGUGGUGGACGAGCUCAGCCAGCCUGGGAUCUCGGACGGGGAGCUGCUGGGAGACGACCUUUCCGAUGCCCCCAAUGCCGCGGCACUGGCACCUCCCAGCAAGUCACCUACACUCACCAAAAAGAAGCAGCAUCCGACAUACAGAGAUGAAGCCGACCUGGCGGAGCUAAAGCAGGAGCUGGAAGCCAUUGGGGAUUUCCGUCACCGCUCUCCAAGCAGGUCUCUGUCGGUCCCCAGUCGGCCUCGGCCACCUCACCCACCGCAGAGACCCCCCCCUCCAACCGGGCUAAUGGUGAAAAAGUCGGCCUCAGACGUGUCCAUCGCCUCUGGCACCCACGGCCAGUAUUCGAUUUUGCAGACAGCAAAACUUCUGCCCGGAGCACCUCAGCAGCCUCCCAAAGCCAGGACUGGGAUCAGUAAGCCUUACAACGUCAAGCAGAUCAAAACCACCAAUGCUCAGGAGGCGGAAGCAGCCAUCCGAUGCCUCCUGGAAGCCAGAGGAGCCUUGGAAUUUCCAGGUGCCCCAGAAGAAACCCUAGCUGCUAUGGCCCCUAAGAACCCAGGACCCUCCAGGGCAGAGCCCACACCUGGUGUGACCAAGUCAGAGACCUGCCAGGUGCCCACACUCCUGCCCCGUCGGCCCGCACCCAGAGUUCCUGCCAUCAAGAAGCCAGCUCUGAGAAGGACGGGAAAGCCCGUGUCACCAGAGGAACAGAGCGAGCAGGAGAUGGUGCGUUUUACAAUCGGGCCCCCGGAGGCGAGCCUUGAAACUCCUCCUCCAGAAACAGCCCUUCCAGCCCCUCCUGUUCCCAAACCGAGAACAUUUCAGUCUGGGAAAGGUGCAGAGAGGAACCCAGACGGAGGAAAGCCAGCACCAGAUGGGGACUCUCCUGUGGCAAGAGCCACCAUGCCGCCACCUCCAGAGGCUCCUUCUCUUGUGCCCAAGGUCCCCCCAAGGAGGAAGAAGUCAGCACCAGCAGCCUUCCACCUGCAGGUCCUGCAGAGCCACAGCCAGCUUCUCCAGGGGCUCACGUGCUGUGGCAGUGGCAUCGGCGAUAACUGCGGUGGUGGCGUAGGCGGUGGCGAUGGCCAUGCCUGUCCCUGCAGACCCCAGCUUGAUGCUGGUGCACUAUUUCCACCAGGGGAUAUUCUUGGCACGUCAUCUGCUAUAAGCCCUGAAACCGAGGGCACCAAAGUGAUCACGUCAGAGGCAGCCUCUCUUCUUGGUGAUUAUCAGGAUCCUUUCUGGAACCUUCUCCACCACCCUAAACUGUUGAGUGAUGCCUGGCUCUCCAAGAGCGCUGACCCUUUGGACACAAGGACUAACAGCCUUGAGAGGGCCCCGGAGCCGGUGCAGGUCUACACUGCAGCUGCCGCGGUGGAGCUGCCUCCCAACCAGGGUCCAAACACCUUCGGUCACUGGGUGACAGUAAGUGAUAAGGACAAGAGGACGACAUUGCAGGUGUUUGACCCACUGGCCAAAACAUGACCAGAAGCUUGAAGGGCACCCUUGCAGGCCGUGUGCCUCCUUCCCCGUGGCAGUGCU